ACAGUUCAUAAAUGUCAGAUUGAAGCGCGAUAAAGCGUAUUUAUCGCGUUAUUGUAUACAUUCUCCUGUUUAUAAUAAGCUAUUAAACGCAUGUUAUGCUUAUCUGUUUAACGAGGAUGUACAAUAACAUUCGAUUGAUUCGUCCCCCCAGUUGAACGUACGCCUGCCCGCGGGGAGGUAUACCAAUACACCGCCAUGAACUGUAUAAUUUUUUUAAAUAUAUUUGCUGGUGUAUGGGCUCUUGCGAGCGCUGGGUACCAUUAUCCGGCUACUAAAGGGGAGGUGUGGCCGAAACCGCAACAUCAAGUGAAGACAAAUACUAUUCUUACGUUCGACCACAGGCGAUUCCAAAUUAAGAUAGUCGGAGUCACCUGCUCGCUCCUCUCGAGCGUGGCCUCGCGCUACUCGCACGUGUUCGCGCGGCAGAGCCAACUUGCUCUCGAGCAUGCUCGCCCGCACAAGUCAGGAGACAGGCUCGCCGAGCUGCACAUCGAUCUGACAGCGCCGUGUGAAGACUACCCGCAUUACGGCAUGGAUGAAAGCUAUAACCUAACAAUAGCAGAGGUAUCUACACUGAAAAGUGGUUCCAUAUGGGGCAUUCUGCGAGGGCUUCAGACUGUCCUGCACUCGUUUUAUUUCUCAGAUGACUACAGGAGAAUAUUAGUAAAUGCAACGGAGAUAUACGACUACCCUCGUUACUCGCACCGCGGGCUGCUGCUGGACACCUCGCGGCACUUCAUCUCCCUGCACAACAUCCUGCUGACGCUGGACGCCAUGGAGAUGAACAAGAUGAACGUCUUCCACUGGCACAUCGUCGAUGACGACAGCUUCCCGUAUCAGAGCAAGAGGUUUCCGGAAUUAAGCGAGCAUGGAGCGUAUUACCCUACGAUGGUAUAUUCGAAGGCUGAUAUCGUGCUCGUAUUGAAAUAUGCCCGUGAGCGUGGUAUCCGAGUGAUUCCCGAGUUCGAUGUUCCAGGUCACACCGUGUCCUGGGGAGCAUCACACCCUGAACUCGUGUUCACGUGCCCCGACCAGUGGUAUGGCACAACUACAAGUGGGGCCUUGAACCCCAUCCUCAACUCCACGUACGAGCUGCUCGGUGACCUGAUCAAGGAAGUUCAGGACUUGUUUCCGGACAAGUACUUCCAUGUUGGCGGGGAUGAAGUCAAUACGAAGUGUUGGGAGAAUGCUUCAACAAUCCAGGCCUAUCUUAAAGAGCACAACAUGACCGUCACGGACUUAUUCCCUAUGUUCAUGGGCAAAUUAUUCCAACUGCUUGGCAGCAGGUCGCAGCCCAUCGUGUGGGAGGCAAUAUUCGAGAAUGUAACUUCCUUACCAGCGAGUACACCCGUGCACGUCUGGAAAAGAGAACCCAUUAAAGGCAAUGAGCGAUAUGAUGAUCACGGAAAACACACUGUCAACAAGGUCUUAGAAGCCGGCAAAAAGGUGAUAUUGUCCUCGCCGUGGUACCUAGACUACCUGGCGAAGACCUGGGAGGACUACUAUAAUGGCACGGACCCGCAUGCCAUGGUGAACGACAAAUCUUUAUCCCAGAACAUCCUCGGCGGCGAGGCCUGCUUGUGGGGCGAGCAUGUGGACGACAGGAACAUAAUUAGCAGAGCAUGGCCUCGGGCUAGCGCGGCAGCCGAAAUACUCUGGAGUUCGCCGCCAUUCGACGUGCCAUCUCAAUAUCACAAGAGUGUGAACAGUAACCGUAUGGAAGAACACACCUGUCGCAUGAUUCGGCACGACAUCGGCGCGCAGCCCCCUAAUGGACCUGGCUUUUGUGUAGUCAACCCUAAUCAUUUGUAAUAUGUAACACAGGUUAUUAGGUUUUGCUUUUUAUGAACAGAUCUAUCGUUGAAAAAGCGAAUACUUAUCCCCACCUACUUGACACAAUGGCCAUGUAACAGCAGUUUUCUUUUUAUGUGAUAU
This is a messenger RNA of Cydia fagiglandana, 1935 nucleotides long. Its product is annotated as beta-hexosaminidase subunit beta-like. The record is from RefSeq and is a predicted model, not a curated record. Gene Ontology annotation, cellular component: lysosome; membrane. NCBI's taxonomy places the organism in Eukaryota, Metazoa, Arthropoda, Insecta, Lepidoptera, Tortricidae. Gene Ontology annotation, molecular function: beta-N-acetylhexosaminidase activity. Gene Ontology annotation, biological process: glycosaminoglycan metabolic process; ganglioside catabolic process; carbohydrate metabolic process. Bases 196 to 1812 code for a protein of 538 amino acids. The transcript is spliced from 10 exons.